CGGAGGCGGGGGCGAUGGAGGUGGAGGAUCCAGAGGUGGGGGGCGACGGAGGCGGGCGGAUCUGGAAGACGACCUGGGUGGAGACGAGGAGAGAAUUCAAAACUGAAGGGUAACCUGGUCAUUUCGCUGCUUUUUCACCUGGUCGGAAAAAACCCCAGCGUCAUGUAUUUCGGAACGGAGGGAGUAAAUAGCAAGUAGGCAAUGGAAUCAGCGGGGGCGACCGCCAGCGUCGGCGCCGAGAAGAAUUCAUGGCCGGAGGUGGUCGGCCUGUCUUCGGAGGAGGCCAAGAAGAAGAUCACAGAGCACAAGCCCGACGCCGGCGCCGAGAAGAAUUCAUGGCCGGAGGUGGUCGGCCUGUCUUCGGAGGAGGCCAAGAAGAAGAUCACAGAGCACAAGCCCGACGCCGGCGCCGAGAAGAAUUCAUGGCCGGAGGUGGUCGGCCUGUCUUCGGAGGAGGCCAAGAAGAAGAUCACAGAGCACAAGCCCGACGCCGGCGCCGAGAAGAAUUCAUGGCCGGAGGUGGUCGGCCUGUCUUCGGAGGAGGCCAAGAAGAAGAUCACAGAGCACAAGCCCGACGCCGGCGCCGAGAAGAAUUACGUCCACGUCGUUCCGCCCGACGCCUUCUGUCACCAUGGAUUACAACACCGGCCGAGUCAAGGUGUUCGUCGACUCCAGCGACAAGGUCACGAAAGCUCCCAGGAUUGGCUUAGCUAG
This is a messenger RNA of Triticum aestivum (bread wheat), 714 nucleotides long. RefSeq lists its product as uncharacterized. The transcript has a single exon. Gene Ontology annotation, molecular function: serine-type endopeptidase inhibitor activity. Bases 202 to 714 code for a protein of 170 amino acids. Lineage: Eukaryota; Viridiplantae; Streptophyta; Magnoliopsida; Poales; Poaceae. Gene Ontology annotation, biological process: response to wounding. The record is from RefSeq and is a predicted model, not a curated record.